GAACUCCUUGAUAGAAAUGAAGGUUUGAAGACACUUGUUGAGAAAUAUAAUCGGAGAUUUCACGUGUUCAACAAUACGAUGAAAGGACCAAGUGACCAAGCUAGAUUGCUUCUUGUAAAUAUUCACCAAAAAUCUUUGGGGCUAAAGAAUGGAGGGAGGAUGACCAGACAGAUUCCUGUCCGACCAAACACUUGUAAUGAACCAGAGAACCCUGCUGACAGCCUCUCAUCCAGAAGGAUUGUUCUUAUUGGUAAAAGUGGUGUUGGCAAGAGUGCACCUGGAAACACAAUACUGGGACAGAAAAAGUUCAAAUCUGAGCUUUGUAUGGAUUCAGUUACCAGUGAAUGUUCAGAGAAACACGGCAUUGUUUCAGGCAGAUCUGUGUCUGUAGUUGACACGCCUGGAUUAUUUGACACACAGUUGACACAUAAGGAGAUAAUGAUGGAGAUAGCAAAAAGUGUGUAUCUAUCCAGUCCUGGACCUCAUGCUUUUCUCAUUGUGUUUCCUGUGAAUAUGAGGUUCACUGAACAUGAGCAGCAGAUUCCUCAGGUGAUUGAGUUGAUGUUUGGUCAGGAGGUGUUAAAAUACUCCAUCAUUCUCUUCACUCAUGGAGAUCUGUUAAAAGGAAAGCCCAUAGAGGAACUCGUUAAUAAGAACGCUAAAUUAAGGCAUCUAGUCCAGCAGUGCGGAGGCAGAUUUAGCGUCUUCAACAAUGAAGAUGAGAAUAAUAGAGAGCAAAACACAGAUCUACUGCAGAAGAUUGACACAAUGAUAGAGCAAAAUGAUGGAUACUACAGUAAUCAGAUGUAUGAGGAUGCUCACAGAUUCAGACAAAUGGAGAAAAGAGGAGAAAGAGAGAGGAAGAAGAGACAAAACUACAAGUGGAGAAACAAAUACAAGAGGAGACUGAGAGAUUGAUGAAGGAGAAAGAGCAGAGAAUCAGAGAAGAGAUGGAAGCUAAACAGAGAUCUGAACUAGAAAGAGUGAACAGAGAGACA
Messenger RNA from Onychostoma macrolepis, 998 nucleotides. Its product is annotated as GTPase IMAP family member 9-like. NCBI's taxonomy places the organism in Eukaryota, Metazoa, Chordata, Actinopteri, Cypriniformes, Cyprinidae. Gene Ontology annotation, molecular function: GTP binding. The record is from RefSeq and is a predicted model, not a curated record. The coding region runs from base 79 to 918 and encodes 279 amino acids. The transcript is spliced from 2 exons.